This is a messenger RNA of Poeciliopsis prolifica (blackstripe livebearer), 4530 nucleotides long. Its product is annotated as fidgetin-like. Lineage: Eukaryota; Metazoa; Chordata; Actinopteri; Cyprinodontiformes; Poeciliidae. The record is from RefSeq and is a predicted model, not a curated record. The transcript is spliced from 2 exons. Bases 65 to 1249 code for a protein of 394 amino acids.
UGGGUCCUCAGUAAGGACAAGUGGACCUGGUCCUCUCCUCUUCACCUGGGGCCAGGGCUGCAGAAUGCUCAGUCCUGUCACCCCAUACAGUCUAUUGAAGAUGCACUGGUCUCCGGAGCACGGCGCCCCUUUAUCUCAGUGGCCUGAGCAGCACUUAGAUGUGACAUCCACCACCUCCCCACAGUCUGCCCACAAACAAGACCCCUACAGUACUGCUGCCCGGCGCACCUAUGCCCCUGCUGGGUAUCCUUGGGCCAGUGACGACAUAUCUGCUCUUACAGCUUCUUCGCUGCUCAAGCGAUAUGCGGAGAAGUACUCAGGUCUGGAGUUGUCAUAUGAACGCCCUGCUACAGGCGCCUACUCUGAGUCUGGAAGUUUCCUAAAAACUGAAACCGAGCCCUGGGCUCUGAGCCAAGGCAUGGAUUGCUACCCCGGACUUGAGGCACUAACUGGCUCCAAAGUGGGGUCUGCCUCUGUAGGAAUCCCGGCCACAGGAAGUGUAACAUUAGUGAGUAGUAACUUGGUCACGGAACCAGGCUAUGGUGGCACUACGUCCUGCAGUGCCCCAUCAUCUCAGGAAUACCCUCCUGCCUACAACAGCACCUAUCUGUCGCCUGGAUACUGCCCUCAGCCCAGUGCAGCACUUCCACCUGCCCCUCUGCACACCUUGCAGGCAACCCCUACUCUAGUGCCAAGCUACAGCACCAGCACUCCAGUCUACAACUACCCACCGGGUUGCUACCCCCAAACGAGCCUUUCUUCUGGAUACAGCCACCCCAGUGCCUCCUAUCUUCCCUCAGGAAUUAGCGCUCCCACACCUCUACCCCCUCGGCCUACCGUGGUCGGAGGUAGUUAUAGUUACCCAUGUCACAACCUUGGAGGGAGCGCUGAUGGAGGUCUUAAACGCAAGGCCUUUGAGAUGACAGAUGAAGUACAGGAGGAGGUAGAAGCAGAGGGAUCACGCUACAAAAAGUAUGGCAAUGGUCCAGGAAACAGUCACAGCAAAGGUAACGGUAAUAGCCAGGCCAAUGGCUAUGAUGUUAGCCGUCCUGCCAAUGACCAGCAGACCUACAAACCUGGAAAGCCCCUGAUUUCACCUCCAUACAACAGGGCAGGGAACUAUAGCCCACCGUCAGGCCUUGCCGGGGAAAGCGUAACAGGGGAGCACAGCUUUUCUCAGCAGCAAAGAAUGUCUGUGAAGAUACCUGCAUCUCACACACGAGCUGAGGACACCACUGGUGGCCACUGAUGAUCCCUAUCAACGUCAGGGAGGAGUACCUAAAGACUGAGGGGUUCUGGAACGACACUGACUUGUUCUGCAAAAGGCGGAAUCUCUCUGGCAAACACAAGAGGGCACAAGACUUCUAUUUCUUGUGGAUGUCCAUCAUUUGUCUCUCCUCAUAUUUUUCCAAAGAUUCACAAGUGUUAGGUUGAGAUAUUCUCUGCAUAGACAGUCUAGAUAUCAGAGUGUCUUUUUCUCUCAGGAUCUUAUCUAUUUCCUUUUGGCUACUUGGUGUGGUUUAAGAAGUUGGUGUAUUAAUUUGUGGCCAUUAUUUGUGUAAAAAGACCUUUGACUGCAAAAAUGCUCUUUGGCACCACAAAAAGACCAAAAAGGAAAGCAAGCAAUAACUAAAAUGUUGAGAUUGCCGUUCUACUUUAGCAUCAUCACUGAUAAAUCUGACUGCAGGCCUUGGUGUGUCAUUGGGCCUUGGGAGAUUAAUAUCAUAAUUUUCUCUCCACCUCCUUUUGCAUUUGUGUCCUAUUGUGGAGACCUAUUUUUUUCUGCUUAAUAAUUAUCAAUGCUGAACAGUUUAAAUAUGCAUACAGUGCUGUGAUAAAAUAUUUGUUUCAGAUUUCUUCUAGUUUUACAUUCAGGUCAAUUAAACUGUAAAUAGCACAAUAACAAUUUCAAAAUGUUGAUUUCAUUCAUUACAGAAAAACUAAAACCAACUUGAUCUUUUCUGAAAAACUAAUCCUCCAUCACCUUUUUUUACAAUCAAUGAAUUUGGUUUAAUUCAGUCACAUUGUAGUGCUUUAGAGCUUGUAGGCUCUGUUUUAGGUAGUGCCACAGCAUUUCAAUAAGAUUCAAGUCUGGACCCCAAUUAAGUCACUCUAUCGUAUCAUUUUGUCAGCCUUUUUGACAGUGUGCUUUGGAUCACUGUCCUGAAGAAAAACUAAAAUGCACUUGAUCUGAAGGUUCCAACCUGACAGCUGGGCUUUCUCCUUCAGGAUGUAUUGCUGGAUUGCAGAGUUCAUGGCUCCAUCAAUUAUAGCAUGAUGGUUGGUCGUGCUAUAAUGACCAACUAUCACACCACUGUGCUUGACUGCUGGUAUUAUAAUGUUCUUUGUAAGACUCACUUUAUAAAGGUUCCACUUUCUUCUCCUCUGUGACCAGAAUAUUCCCCAGUUUUGUGGAUUAGCAAUCUGAUAUUUUUGGAAGUUUUGACUUUUUUUUUUUUAAUUAUCCAGUUCUUUUCUUAACUUAACUUAUGAACCUUUAGAUGCUGUUUUGGUGAAUCGUUGAUGCAUUUGGAGUAGUUUUGGUAGGUUAGCAAUUCCCUGGAAGGUGGGGUACUUUUCACUGUUUUCUCUAUGGUUGAUGAUGACACACUGUGUGUUCCUGGAGUCCGAAGGCCUUUUGUUUCCCAUCCGUACCUGAAUUUCUUUAGAAGUUUCGUUAGAAAUUCAGUAUUCAUGUCCUCAUACAGAUUCUUCUUAACUGAUUACUUGAUUGUACUGGUCUGGUUCUAACUGGAGAAAUUGAACCAGUAAUAGUGGAUAAUCAUUCUUAAUUAAUAGGUUAACAAAAGGGGAUACAUUGAUUUUUACAUAGGCCCAGGUUGAUUUGGACAACUUGCUAUAAUAAAUGAAAUCUUCAUCAAAUCAUUAUUCUGAAUUUACUCUGUUUAUGUUUGAUUAAUAUUUGAACUAUUCAAGGAGAAAUACUUUUUCAUAGCACUGUAUAAAAAUAACUCCAGCAAUACAUAAAGUCACUGUUUAAGCUUAAUUCUAUUACCAAUGAUUUAAGAUUUUAUUUUCAUUCGAAUGUAUUUAGCAUUCAGAAAAAUUGCUAAACACAAAUAUCUGUAGGAUGUCUUCUAAUGGUGCAGUUACCAGGCACAUUUGUGGUAAACUUAAGAAAACAUUAAUUAGCAUCCAGUUUAACAUCCAACAAAGAUCGUUUGUUGUUUGGAUGCUCUUCAUGCAGGUUCCAGCGCCUCAAACUCUUUCUGCUCAACAUUAUAGUCUUUAUGAAGAAUUGCCUGCUUAUCUGCUUUGAUUUACUCUUUUUAAUAUGCAAUCUCUUUACUUAACCCUAUUAGAAGGACGAUUUAUAGACAUGUUAUUGAAAAACUCAGGAAGAAUAUUGUUACCUCAGAAAGAUAAAAGUAAGAAUGUAUGUUAUAACCUUAGGGUGUUGCUAGCGAGCAAGAUGGUGAAAGAAAACAGAGCCAUGGCUAAAAACUUCAGGGAAACCACACACGUUCAUGCCUUCAAUAAUAUAAAAUGUCAGCAUGCUCGCACAAUUGCACACGUAGGCAAACACAAUCCCAUCCGUUUUAUUGCUCUGGGAAACUUGAAGUUUUCUUACCAAGGCCCGAAAUGUUGAAUGUAAUUCAGAUUUUUUUUUAAGGACAAUACAUGCCAUAAUGUACAUCAGUGAUGUUUUUUUUAGAUAUAUAAAGCAUAUUUUCUUUGUGUAUAGCUGUAAUUCUCCUAUAGGUUUUGGUGGAAAAGAUGAAUGCUAUGUUAAGUGUUAGUGUAGUUAGUGUUAGGGAAAAAGGUUUUGCAGACCAACUGUCAAAACAAAGCACUCCUGGUAAAAAACAAAAAACAAACAAAAAAAAAGCAUUUCCUUAUAACAUCUACAUCAUGUUGGGAACCUGCUAAAUGUCUUAAUUAGAAGUCAGCAGUUCACUGUAAUUUUUUAUUUUCAAAUCUGAAUCAAAAUCCAUGUUUGAGAAAAUGUUGCCCUAGAAGUUAUUUGGUGAUAUUAUCUUGAGACUUUGCUUUUCUCCUCAAACACUCAGACAUCAGAAUAAAUGCUCGCCCGUAUAUAAAAAAAUAUAUAUAACUUGUGUUAAAAUGUCGCAAACAAAUCCUCUUUAACCAAAGCUCUGUACUAUUUUUAAGAAAAAAAAUAAUGGAUGAAAGCAACUUGACUAGACUUUUAUAAAUUUCAAGCGCUUAGCUGAAAGGACUUAUACGCUCUUCAGUGUCACACAAACUGCAUGUUUUAUAGUAGGAUACGCACUGCAGCAAUUAUUUCAAAUGUUUUGUUUCUCUGAUGCAGAGAAGGAUGUGGAGUCAAAUCUGAACUUCUGUGUUAUCUUUUGAAUUCACUCAUCAUCAUUUCUUCCACAUUCUCCUCAAUGGUUUCUACCUCAUUUUUAAGACAUUGUACAUGGCAGUAUUUAUUUCAUGUCAUUUUUAGAGCAAUGUUUUUUGCUGUUGACCUGUUUAAAUCUACCUCACUACCGACUGUUCUGUCAUGUUUUAUCAGAUGAAAAUACACUAAAACAAAUCAUG